This is a messenger RNA of Protobothrops mucrosquamatus (brown spotted pit viper), 2250 nucleotides long. It is a transcript of the gene SOCS5, whose product is annotated as suppressor of cytokine signaling 5. The coding region runs from base 45 to 1628 and encodes 527 amino acids. Lineage: Eukaryota; Metazoa; Chordata; Lepidosauria; Squamata; Viperidae. Gene Ontology annotation, cellular component: phosphatidylinositol 3-kinase complex. Gene Ontology annotation, molecular function: 1-phosphatidylinositol-3-kinase regulator activity. The transcript has a single exon. The record is from RefSeq and is a predicted model, not a curated record. Gene Ontology annotation, biological process: intracellular signal transduction; phosphatidylinositol phosphate biosynthetic process.
AAAUUAAUUGUCUUUCUGUCUUUGUGAUGUAGGUAACAUAAUCCAUGGGUAAAGUUGGGAAAAUGUGGAACAGCUUCAAGUACAGAUGCCAAAGUCUCUUUAAUCCUGAAGGUGGAAAUAGAAAUGAAAAUGUAGACAUAAAUUCCAAUAGUGCAUCUGUUAGAGAUAAAAGUGUUUGCGUGCCUGGUCCAACUCAGCAGCAACCUAGCAGUCCUUUGCAACUUAAUCUAAAUAUUUCAAAAGGCUUUUCGAGGAAGAAUCAAAACUGUGCCACAGAAAUCCCUCAGAUUGUUGAAAUAAGCAUUGAGAAGGAGAUUGACUUGAAUGCUGCCUCGGGAGCUAAAUUUGCACGAAGGGAUUCUUACUCAAGGCAUGCUCCAUGGGGUGGGAAAAAGAAACAUUCCUGCUCUACAAAAACCCAGAGCUCUUUGGAAAGUGAUAAAAGAUUUGGCUGUUCUCACUUGCAAAGGAGGGAAAGAAGAUACGGUGUGAGCUCAGUUAACGAUACCGAUAGCAUCUCUAGCAGAACCAUAGGAAAUCGUUCUCUGAGGCAAAGAUUGCAAGAAACUGUAGGCUUAUGUUUCCCUAUGAGAACAUACUGCAAACAAUCUAAGCCUCUUUUUUCCAACAAAAGGAAGAUCCAUCUUUCUGAACUAAUGUUAGAAAAAUGUCCUUUUCCUGCUGGGUCAGAUCUGGCCCAAAAGUGGCAUUUAAUUAAGCAGCACACAGCUCCAGUGAGCCCACAUUCUGCUAUUUUUGAUGCAUUUGACUCCUCCUUGGCUUCUACAGAAGAUGAGGAAGACAGGCUGAGAGAGAGACGAAGGCUCAGUAUAGAAGAAGGGGUGGACCCUCCUCCCAACGCUCAGAUACAUACUUUUGAAGCUACUGCACAGGUUAAUCCAUUAUAUAAAUUAGGGCCAAAGCUGCCCCCUGGCAUGUCUGAACUGAUGGGAGACUGCAAUUCAACAACGCAAGGAAGUUGUGAUUUGGAGGAAGACACAACUACUCUCUGCUUGCAGUCACGUAGACAAAAGCAGCGCCAAAUAUCUGGUGAGAGCCAUAGCCACAUCAACAGACAAGGAGCUUGGAAAGUACAUACUCAGAUUGAUUAUAUUCACUGCCUAGUGCCAGACUUACUUCAGAUUACCAGUAAUCCAUGCUACUGGGGUGUGAUGGACCGUUAUGAAGCAGAAGCACUUCUAGAAGGAAAACCUGAAGGCACUUUUUUGCUCAGGGACUCUGCUCAAGAAGACUACCUCUUCUCAGUGAGUUUCCGCCGUUAUAACCGGUCUUUACAUGCACGCAUCGAGCAAUGGAAUCACAACUUCAGUUUUGAUGCUCAUGAUCCCUGUGUGUUUCACUCCUCUACUGUAACAGGGCUUCUGGAACACUACAAAGAUCCUAUUUCUUGCAUGUUUUUUGAACCGCUACUUACAGUUUCUCUAAAUAGGACUUUUCCUUUCAGCUUGCAAUAUAUCUGCCGGGCAGUAAUUUGCAGGUACACUUCAUAUGAUGGGAUUGAUUGUCUUCCUUUGCCAACAAUGUUGCAGGACUUUCUGAAGGAAUAUCAUUAUAAGCAAAAAGUUAGAGUACGAUGGUUGGAGCGGGAACCAAUUAAGGCAAAGUGAAUAGAGUUCAGAAUCCCUAGUAAACUCACAUUGUGAUUUUUUGUGUAUUUGUUACAGUAUACCACGGUAAGCACAUCAGUGUUCAGCUUUUAAUGUACUUUGAGCUUAUUGUGUUUAUGAUGCUGCCUCCAGUUAGUUGUGAAUACCUCUUGAAACAUGAACAGAACACAAAGUCACAUUUUUCAUCCAUUAUAAUUUGUCACUUACAAAAUAUGUCUACUUUCUAUUAUAAUAUUAAUAUAAGAAAGCUAUUGGGCAUUAACUUUUAAAUUCUAUUCAGUUUCAUAAUUUACAAUAAAGUAGCUUGCUAGCUUUUUUCUUCUUGAUUAAUAUGAGCACUUAGAUACCAAAAAUUGAUUCAGUAUAACUGCAUUGUCAACAAAAAAGUACUACUUUUCACAGUUCACUAUCUCCUAUGCCACUUUUUAUAUCAAAACUGUUUUAAGAGGAAAAAUCAUCAGUAACAGGGGAAAUCAUAUAACAUGUCAUUUCUGUAUUUUUAAGUCACGUGCAUUAAGACGUUCUAUACCAAUAGUUGGUUCCAGGAUUGCCUCCAAAUUAAAAUAUUUUAAUAGAUUAAUCAUGUGGGAAUAAUUAGAUAAUUAAAUUUGUCAAAAAAGAA